AUGAGUUUAUGGGUGGACUURCUGAUCUUGAAGGUCUUUUCCAACAAUAAUGAUUCUGUGAAUCCACCCUACAUCACUUCUAAUUGUCAAAGACUGAAAACAUCAAAGACAAAGCAGCAAGACAAAACUUGGGGUGUCGGAAGGUGCAGCGCUUGCGCGGGGCCGGGGGACGCCUUUGCCUUCUCUGUCAGUCGUUGUGCUUCUCUCGUUCAGACCUUCGUGAGCCGUUUCCGCCGCAUCAUGGACUCCUCGCAGAACGCCUACAACGAGGACACGUCGGCGCUGGUCGCUCGCCUGGACGAACUGGAGCGGGCUCUGUUUCGAGCUGGCCAGAAAGGCUUGCAUGACUUCCAGUGCUGGGAGAAGGGGCAGGCUUCGCAAAUCACAGCUUCCAGCCUGGUGCAGAACUACGGGAAGAGGAAGUUCACGGAUAUGGAUGGUUGAAAGCCCGGGAACRCGGAGCUGCCGUGGGGGACACUGCGCGAGCUGCAGCCUGUCUGGCACAGGGAAGGAAGAUGAGUCGGCUCUGGGAAAAGCCAGACUCCUUGCCCAGUAGUGGGAAUUUUUCUCCAUAACAUCUUUGGAUUAGACAAGUGCAAGUUCUAGAGGCAGGUGGCAAGGGUAUAAAAAUAAUAAUAGAUUGCAACASAGGAUAGCUUUGCAGCUUACUCAUACCACUCCUGAGGAUUUGUAAUUCUAGUGCUUCGUCCAUGGCUGAAAGAAUAUGAGAGGCUUUUCUGAAAGGCUAAUUAAUAUUUAUUAUUCUCUGUCUUCCAAAUUGAUACUCCCAGCACCAGAUCUGUAAAGGAGGGGGCAAAGAGAAUAAUGUGAUUCCUUAUAUUUCACCUUCGCGUUUCCAUUCCAGCCUCCUGGGAACAGCUAUUUCCAGCUUCCCCGUUCUUUGGAAACCCUACUGGUGUGAGAAGUGUGUGGUACCAACUGACCUCUUUUUUCUCAUAUCAUGAUACACCGAGUUGUAGCAGCUGCUCCUCGUUCAGCGUGAAGGUUUCCUUGUUUGUUUGUGUGUUUCCUUUCGGGAGCCUUUGUGUGCACUGUUAGCGCAGCAAAGAAAACCCUCCCUUUAGGUGGGCACCCCUGGGAAGUUCCUUGCGGGUCCCCAAGGCUGUCUCCUUCCUGCCCUUUGCCUGUCCACUCAGGGCGCCGGGAUCUGGGGGGAACAUUCCCGUUCCAGGAACGGCUUUUGCGGCAGAGGCGACGCCGCAGAGGGGCCUGUGUUGGGCUCGUUUCACGGAGGAGCCGUCGGGAAGUCCGGGCUGGAUCCAGAGCAGCAGCUUUAAUGGAAACUGCUCCUCGUUAUUAGCCUGGACCAUCUGGUCUCCCCUGAGAAAUUGUAGUUGCUGAAUUUGGCUAAUGGUGAAGAGAGAGCAAAUGAAUUGAGAUUCCUUCCUGUGAUCCAUCGGUAGAGCAUCCUAGUGAGUGUGGCUUUGGUGGAGCAUCUGGAAUUGGAACAUGCAACACAGCACAGUAGUUAUUAUCCUAUGUAGAUGUUGCUAUCCUUAAAUCCAGUUUUUGUGUAAACCCCACUGGAUUAACCGGGACAGGAAACAUGCUUCCCUCUGUGGGAAGCAAUUCCCAAGGUCAACGGCGUGGUCAUCCUUUGGAAGUAAAUAUUAGAUGUUCCRGGGGUGUUUCUGCACCUGUGCAGAUAGUGGCCCUUGAGGAAUAACUCAGAGCCUGUAUCCCAGUAGUACCGAGCCCUUCCUCCUCUCUGGGAAGCACUGGGAGGUGGGAGCAGAGGGGAAACCAAAAAUUCAUGAUUUCGUCCGUGAAAGAUCCAAGAYCCAAACCUUGUGGGCGCUUUUAUGGCAAGGAGACUUGGAUGUCGGGUACAUCCAACCAUGUAAAGGAGCUCGAGUGCUGGGGAGCAGGGUCCUGCUUGGAGCCAGAGCCGRCUGCCGGAUCCAGCAGCUCGUGGGCACCUCUGCCUCGGAGCACAGAGCCUGUCCCGCCACCGGAGACCCGCUGGAAGCUGCAUCUGCCGGAGGACGCCCAGUA
Messenger RNA from Nothoprocta perdicaria, 2016 nucleotides. It is a transcript of the gene GINS3, whose product is annotated as GINS complex subunit 3. The transcript is spliced from 2 exons. The record is from RefSeq and is a predicted model, not a curated record. Gene Ontology annotation, biological process: mitotic DNA replication initiation. Lineage: Eukaryota; Metazoa; Chordata; Aves; Tinamiformes; Tinamidae. Bases 1 to 444 code for a protein of 147 amino acids. Gene Ontology annotation, cellular component: GINS complex.